Molecule: messenger RNA, 189 nt
Organism: Medioppia subpectinata
Lineage: Eukaryota; Metazoa; Arthropoda; Arachnida; Sarcoptiformes; Oppiidae
Source: the annotation of a GenBank genome assembly
GACGGCAAACAGAUUAAGCUCCAGAUAUGGGACACUGCGAGUCAGGAGGCGUUCGGUUCGAUCACCCGUUCGUACUAUAGCGGCGGCGCCGGCGCUCUACUGGUCUACGAUAUUACCCGUAGGGUUACGUUCAACCAUUUGACCACGUGGUUAGGGGACGCGCGCAGCACUCGAACUCGAAUAUGGUGA